AUGCAACGCUUGGGUGAGAGAAACACUUUGCUGUUCACAGAAAACCAAUAUAUUUGUUUGUCGAAGUUUCACUGAGGGCAUAAAGAGAAAGGCAAAAUGACUCGACGUAAUUUGUUUUUGAUUGGCAUUACCUUGGGUAUCUUAGUAAGCACGCACGAAGUUUUUUCUAAUGAAUGUCCUAGCCUUGGUGAUUUUUUAAACGAUGACUCACAGAGAUCUUUGGAGGGAUCGGUAUUACCAAAAGAAGCUUGGUCAGAAGGAUUUCGGAAAGAGCUUAGUUUCUCUAUUCCGGAAGAUAUUGAAGGUUGGAAAAUCUUGAUGGUCUUCUCGAAACCUGUGGAGCGGCUGGAAAUUUGGAGGGCAAGAGUUGCAAAAAUUGAAGGUGGCAAGGUUUUUCAUCUAACUAACAUGCCUUGGAAUAAAAAGCUUCCUGAAGGAAAUACAUUAACAAUGGCGUUUUUAGCCAGAUUUGAUGCUGGAGAAGCCCCGGAGGUUUGUUUUGCUUAUCUUCUAUGGGAAGGCACCCCGAGUCCCUUUCCACAAACAACCGAACCAGUGAAAACAACUGAACCAUCAACCGUAAAUCCUCCCGAGACAAACCCCCCUUCAACCACACAACCAGCACCAACAACUGAACCAGCUGCCACGACGACACAACCUUCAGUAAACCCAUCGUGUUCAAAAUACCUAGAGUUGCUUUUGGAAGUAUCAAAUCAGAGAUCUUUGGAGGGAUCGGUAUUACCAAAAGAAGCUUGGUCAGAAGGAUUUCGAAAAGAGCUUAGUUUCGCUAUUCCGGAAGAUAUCGAAGGUUGGAAAAUCUUGAUGGUCUUCUCAAAGCCUGUGAAAUUGGAAAUUUGGAAAGCAAUGGUAGCAAAAAAUAAUAAUGGCAAGGUUUUUCAUCUAACUAACAUGCCUUGGAAUAAAAAUCUUCUUAAAGGACAAAAAUUAACAAUGGUGUUUUUGGCCAGAUUCGAUGCCGGAGAAGCUCCAGAGGUUUGUUUUGCUUAUCUUCUAUGGGAAGGCACCCCGAGUCCCUUUCCACAAACAACCGAACCAAUGGAAACAACUGAACCAUCAACCGUUAAUCCUCCCGAGACAAACCCCCCUUCAACCACACAACCUGCACCAACAACUGAACCAGCUGCCACGACGGCACAAGAAACAACUCAGACAGCGCCACCCACAACUCAACGACCAACAACUGAACCAGCUGCCACGACAGCACAAGAAACAACUCAGCCAGCGCCACCCACAACAACUGAACGACCAACAACUGAACCAGCUGCCACGACAGCACAAGAAACAACUCAGCCAGCGCCACCCACAACAACUCAACGACCAACAACUGAACCAGCUGCCACGACAGCACAAGAAACAACUCAGCCAGCCCCACCCACAACAACUCAACGACCAACAACUGAACCAGCUGCCACGACGGCACAAGAAACAACUCAGCCAGCCCCACCCACAACAACUCAACGACCAACAACUGAACCAGCUGCCACGACGACACAAGAAACAACUCAGCCAGCGCCACCCACAACAACUCAACGACCAACAACUGAACCAGCUGCCACGACAGCACAAGAAACAACUCAGCCAGCCCCACCCACAACAACUCAACAGCCUCUCACUGAACCAGCUGCCACGACAGCACAACCUUCAAUUAUUCCAUCAUGUUCGAAAUACGACUACAACGAAGUACUUCAUAAGUCUAUUUUAUUCUACGAAGCACAAAGAUCAGGAAAACUUCCAGCAAAUAACCGCAUUCCAUGGAGGGGAGAUUCUGCUUUGGAAGAUAAAGGCAACGCAGGUGAAAAUUUAGCCGGAGGCUGGUACGAUGCUGGUGAUUUUGUAAAAUUUAAUUUCCCCAUGGCAUUCUCAACGACACUGUUAACCUGGGGUUUCAUUGAAUAUGAAAAAGCUUACUCAUACUCUGGUGAACACGAUAGAAUGUUAGAUUCAAUAAAGUGGCCCCUGGAUUAUUUCAUUAAAGCUCAUGUCAGCAAGAGCGUUCUUUAUGCUCAGGUGGGCGAUGGUGACGCAGAUCAUGCACAAUGGGGUCGACCAGAGGACAUGACUAUAGCUAGACCUGCAUUCAAGAUUGAUAGCACAAAACCAGGUUCAGACCUAGCCGGAGAAACCUCAGCAGCAAUGGCAGCUGCAUCCAUAGCAUUCCGAAAAACUAAUUCCCAGUACGCCGACACUCUCCUCGGGCAUGCAAAGGAGCUAUACGAGUUUGCUCAGCUGGAUCGUGGAAAGUAUUCGGACAGUGUCCCUCAAGCUGCUUCAUUUUAUAGAUCAAGCCAUUACGAGGAUGAACUUGCCUGGGCAGCAGCAUGGUUAUACAAAGCAACCAAUGAUCCAAAUUACCUUCAAAAAGCAGAGAAACAUUUUGCAGAGUGGCCACAAUUUCAGAAUCCCGCGUGGGCCUUCUCAUGGGAUGAAAAAACUGCCGGCGUACAAAUGUUGAUGUAUGAUUUGACUGGCAAGGAUAUGUAUCGGCAAUAUAUUGAACGUUCUUUGAACGAAUGGCUUCCAGGUGGUUCUGUUCAAUACACUCCCAAAGGUUUAGCCUGGCGUAUUAAAUGGGGUGCAAAUCGAUACGCGGCCAACACUGCAUUCUUGGCACUGUUAGCUGCAGAUAAAGGCUUAAAAAGCGAGGCUUUUGAACAGUUCGGUAGAAAUCAGAUUCAUUACAUGUUGGGUGACGCUGGUCGCAGUUUCGUGGUUGGUUUUGGUGAAAAUCCGCCUCAACGUCCUCACCACAGGUCAAGCUCAUGUCCUGACAGACCAGCAUCAUGCACGUGGCAGAAUUAUAACCAGCCAGGUCCAAACCCACAAGUAUUGAAUGGUGCUUUGGUUGGUGGACCUGAUAACGAUGACAGCUAUCAGGAUAGACGAGAUGAUUUCAUAAAGAAUGAAGUGGCUUGUGAUUAUAACGCUGGUUUUCAAUCUGCUGUGGCUGCACUAAAAGCAAGAGAGAAGUGCAUGUGACAGAAAACUCUAAGAGUAAUUGAUGCAUGUAUACGAUGUUAAACACUCACGUAUAUUAAUGUUUAUUUUUUGUAUAGCGUAAUCUAAAAUGCUAGACAAGCUUAUAUUUUGUCACUUUUCACGUAAUAUGCAUACAUAAUCACAACAGGCACCAUAUAUGCAUCUUCUUUUUACCUGUUUUUAAAUACAU
This is a messenger RNA of Dendronephthya gigantea, 3187 nucleotides long. RefSeq lists its product as uncharacterized. The transcript is spliced from 4 exons. NCBI's taxonomy places the organism in Eukaryota, Metazoa, Cnidaria, Anthozoa, Malacalcyonacea, Nephtheidae. Gene Ontology annotation, molecular function: hydrolase activity, hydrolyzing O-glycosyl compounds; polysaccharide binding. Gene Ontology annotation, biological process: carbohydrate metabolic process. The coding region runs from base 97 to 2997 and encodes 966 amino acids. The record is from RefSeq and is a predicted model, not a curated record.